Molecule: messenger RNA, 2614 nt
Organism: Astyanax mexicanus (Mexican tetra)
Lineage: Eukaryota; Metazoa; Chordata; Actinopteri; Characiformes; Acestrorhamphidae
Exons: 8
Coding region: 74-1993 (639 amino acids)
Molecular function (GO): protein binding
Source: RefSeq, a predicted model, not a curated record
CUCCACCUACUCCAAAGCGCUGGAUAGCACAAAUUAUUUGUCCUAUGUUUAAAAAUGUGCUCAUUUAUUUCAGAUGGCUCCCUGUCCAGUUUGCCAGAAGGUGCUGUCCUCCAUCUCUGCGCACCUUUCCACAGUACAUCAUGUGGAAAACGUAGAGGAGAAGAAGAUCCUGAUUCAGCUGGCGAAUCAGAAAGUGUCGAUCCUGACAUCUCCGUGUCCUGUUCCGGGAUGUGGGUAUCAGAAGUCUCGUCUUGACCGCCAUCUGACCAGCUGCCACCGGGACCUGUCCGACCAGGCCAGGGAUAGAUACAUACAGACGGCACAGAGGAUCAAAGCCAUUACUCUCCUGAGAGAGUUGAGGGCCAGCAGUCCGAACGUGCCCAUGGCCACUCGCUUGGACUUGGCUGCUGCUGACGAAUCUUCAACGCACGACUACGACCGAGUACUCGAGUCAGCGAAACCUGGCGUCCUCGAUAUCAGUCGUAGAUUGAGAAUGGGACAACAGGUGGAAGAGAGUCUGCAGACACUGUUCCGGUACAUCUGUGAGGCGAUACUCCUGCAUCAACUGGCAGAGAGUGCUGUGCUGAACUUCAAGGUAGCUUUUCUUGCUGUCCUUAAUGCCUUGCAUUUCUCUCAAAUGUUUUAUAAAUACAAACUGGCUAAUGAAGAUAUAUUUUUUUCACCCAUACAGGUAGAGCAUUGGGUAGCUCGAACCCCGUCAGCCAGUGGCAUUGUCCUUGACCACUUUGACAUCAGUCUGACUCCCCAACAGGAAGAGUGGCUGGAGAUGUACUUCGCUCACAUCAGGUCAUGGAGCGUGAAAAAGUCCAGCCCCGAUGUUCACGAUGGAGGCAGCUUCUUUCUCAGCCAGAAAGGAGCUCCUGUGGUUAAUCUGCAGCUUGAUAUGAAGCGGCUAUGGGAACUGUAUCCACAGGCUUCAGGGACCGACCUGCCAGCAGUUGCCCCAGUUGCCCCCCUGCCAGCAGUUGCUUCUGCCAGCAGCAGUUGCCAGCCGAGCUCUGCUGCAGGUUCUGAAGAGGGGGAUGAUGAGCAGCCUUCCUGCUCACAUGCUGUGGGACAGGCAACUGGACAGCCACAGGCUCAGAAGAGGGACCACUCCCCUUCAUCCUCUUCAUCGGAUGGAGACCCUGAAGAGCCUAGUGGUAGUCGCUCUGCGAUUGAAAGGAAGCGGAGGGCUAAGUCCACCUGGCUUAGUUUUCUUGACCUGUUUCCGGUGACUGUUCAUGCCACGACACCCACAUCUGAGGAAAUUGUCGGCGGUGGAUUUGAUCAGGAAUCCCUCCGUUACUUUCGCAACAAAUGGAGGACAGUCCAGCGGGAACAGCGCAUCCAAUAUAUCUUGGACAAGUUCAAGUUCAGGAACCGCCCCGCAGAGGCCAGGGUACGCAAUCUGCUCCUUGCUGAGAACUGGUCGGCCAACUGUCCAAGCGCCAUGGAUGUGGUCACGUCUUGGGUCCCCGUAAAGGACCACAUCAAGAGUCCGGACAUCAUCCGCCGUAUUCAGGAACAGUCUUGGAAAGGACUUUGCCUGAAAGACUUUGGGCCACCAAAGAACAAAGGGGUGAUUGCGACGAUGCCCUUUUCCAAAGGAGAGGUGGUGUGCGACUACCAUGGAGAGUACGUCACCCAGGAAGAAGGGAAUCGGCGAAUGGAACAGCUGUUCGACGAAGCCUGUUACGUCUUCUUCUUUGCGGGAUGUGGGGAAAAGGUCUGCAUAGACGCCCAACAUUCUCCAUGCCAGUGUCACCCACACCAGGACACGUUUGGUCGUCGGAUGAACCAUUCAAGGAGAAGUCCAAAUGUGAAGCCACACGUUUUCAAACUUCCACUCCCAGAGGGAACAAGAUGGCAUCCCAUUUUCCUCGCGCUUAAGGACAUCCAAGUCAACGAGGAACUUCUUUGGGACUACGGUGUCCUCUGCGACGAGGGAUUUGGAGGCGAAGCUGCUGCACUGGACUGGUUGGCUAGUUGAAGUCCUGGACAACAACCUACCCCUCUGCCAUCUCAUACGAACUCACUGCACGCGGCACUUUACUUCACCCUGCACCACAACUCAUUCUGUACCUGUACUGUUACACUGUCGCCUACUAUACUUCACACACACACACACACACACACACACACUGUAUAUUAUUUGCACAUGUAUAUAGCAUUGUGGAAUUGAAAUGUGUAUAUAGUGUAAGUGUAGUGGACCCCCCCAUUUUUGUCUUUAUGUUAUUCCCUUAGUCUCAUUCUCUGUAUUUAUUGUUGUGAUGUCAUGUUAUGAGUUGUAUGGGUUAUCUAGCUCAAUCGUGCUGUUGCACUUUGUCACCAGAAGAUUGCAGUAAAAGACCAGACUAAGAGCUGAGUAGCCAGUAAUGGGUCAUGUGACCAAAAACGAAACUUAAGGAACUGUUACAAGAGAAGGCAGUGGUUGUAAAGCUGUAGCUGUAUUGUUCUGAGGGAGUAAUGGAAAUAAAAAACAACGAACCCAUUGAAAAGCAACACACUUGAGGACAUUUUUCAUUUAAGUUUGCAACAUAAGUUAUUGUGUAACAUUUUAACUUUUUUUACUUAUAUGUAUAUAUGUAUAUAUUUGUAAUGAUAUAUUGAC